Messenger RNA from Oryza sativa Japonica Group (Japanese rice), 2234 nucleotides. RefSeq names its product protein OPAQUE10. Gene Ontology annotation, cellular component: actin filament. NCBI's taxonomy places the organism in Eukaryota, Viridiplantae, Streptophyta, Magnoliopsida, Poales, Poaceae. Gene Ontology annotation, biological process: actin crosslink formation. The record is from RefSeq and is a predicted model, not a curated record. Gene Ontology annotation, molecular function: actin filament binding; cytoskeletal adaptor activity.
ACCGGGGGGAGUUGAAUGCAUGCGCGGGGCAGCGCCGCGCUUAUCCGGCGCAGGACGCGACACGCGGCCGCGGCGUCGCCUCCAAACCACACCCCCACGCACGCACGCACGAGCACCACCACCACCACCACCACCGCCAUAGCUAGCCGCUGAAGCCAGCAGAGCAGACGAGGAAACCGAGGCUCCAGGGGUGAGUGCGAGCGCGGCGACCGAGGAUCUAUCUGGGAUGAGCCACCUCGGGCGCCGGGCCGCUUCGUGAUCGGCGGCGGGCGGCGGCGGAGGGACGCGAUGAGGACGGCGCAGCAGCAGCAGCAGAAGCAGCAGGGCGGGGUGGUGCGCGUGGACCAGGCGUCGCCCGCGUCCAGCUUCCGCGAGCUCGACGACGCCUUCCUCCAGACACAGACAAAAAUCUGGCUUGGUGAAGUUCUCCAUCUUAGGUUUGAUGAAGCCGUUAUAGUUGCAGACCUUCUUGCUGAUGGAGAGUUACUAUUUCAAGUUUCCAAAGUACUGUGGAAAAGGCUUGUGAGAAUGAACAAAGAACAAAUGAAGCAAUCCAAGGUGUAUAUUUAUGAGAGAACAUCGUCUGGUAAGAGCAAUGGAAAAUACAUGCCCUAUCCAAAAGUUGACUCGUUUUUGAAGAUAUGUCAAAUUCUCGGGUUAGCUGGAAUUGAUUUGUUUACCCCUUCUGAUGUGGUUGAGAAAAGAAAUGUUCGGAAAGUUUGUAUGUGCAUACGCUUGCUAUCUAAGAAGGCUCGGACGAUGCGCCUGACUGUGCCUGAUUUUGAUAUUGUCACUCAUACAAUAGCCAUGCCCAACUACAUUGUUGGAGGCAUCCGGAGAAGUCUGGAGCAACCACAAUGUAGUUCAUCUGGUUCAAGUGGUUACAGUCCAAGUGCCAACUCUAAGGCAUUAAAUCAGCAGAGAGUUUUUGGUGCAGAGAAUGAUCAACAAUGUGAAACACAUUAUGAUUCUGAUGAAGCUGAAAGUAAGCUCUCUGCAUUAGAACCUGAGGACUCAGUCAGUGAAGACAAUAUUUCCACACUUUUGAAAUCGGGCAACAUGCCCAAGGAAGAAAAGGAAGGCUAUGGAGAUAGUGAGCAUGGUAUGCAUGAAGAGAAGUCAUUGUCUGAAUCAGUUGGAUCGAUUGAUUUCGGCAAUAUGGAAUCUGAUUCUGUUGGUUCAACUCCUUUAUUUCACAAAAAUGAAUCAUAUUGCUGUAUUGAAUCUCCAACUGACCAGUGUUCAAGAACUAGAACAAUUAGGUGUUCAUUAAGUUCAGAAGAGUCAGAUUCCAUAAGCAGUCAUUUGGUAGUUGACAGCAGCAAGGCUAAAAGGACUCAUGGCGAACAUCUCGAGCCUCUUAACGGAAAUGGGAAAAGAUUUGCUAACGAUCCCGAAAAAGAAAGCGAUGCCCUCCAAAAGGUCACCUUUGAUCAACAAUGUGAUCUGCUUGCCUGUGAUGGGGAGUCUGUAUGUUCAAAUUGCGACAGUACACCAUACUCGAGUUUAACCCCAAUAGACAGUGCUUGUGGCAAAUUGCCAGCAGUUUCUGAAGAUGAUAGUGCAUGCCGAGGGCUGGAACUCGAAUUCCGUUGUGGGAAUGAAACGGACGUUUCCCAAAAAGAAGAUAAACAGGUGGAAUCAGAAUAUAAAGCUGAAAAUGACAGCUCUGCUCAAAUGAAUGAGAAUGAUGUUCCCAAAUCAGGGAAAGGGAUGCUAAAGUCUGUUGCUGGAGGAAUUACACUUGUCGGCGCAGUGUUCUUCAUAGCUCAUCUCAGAAGGAGCAAGGACAGAAGCUUCGCAGGUGUUAUAGCUCCAUUCUCUGAAAAAUCAGUUCAGGGCGACUCAAGGGCAAAGAAAGUAGAGAAAACAAAGGCGGGUGCCGUGUAUCCCGGGGAAUGGCUAAAAGUUUAAUCAAGAAGAACGGACAUGCCACGGUGCCACCUAAGCGCAAUUUGGAAGUUUAUUUUGCAAUAUGCAUACAUCUUGUAAAAGUAAAAUCCAUAUGCUAAAGAACACUUUUUUUUAAUCAGCUACUCCAGUUUGCACGAGUAGAGGGCUUUAAGAAGCGACUCCACUAGUAUAGCAAGUGUUAAUAUUUAUUUUCUUAUAGCAGUCCAAAGCUUACAAUAAUCUGUAAUCUGGAUAAACAAGAUGCCUCAAGUUCUCUCCAUGUACAGAAUGAUCCAUGAAGUUGAUUAAUUUAUUAUAAGCAGCAGCCAUUAUUCAGAGUA